GGCUAUUCAUAGCCGUAGUUCACAACUACAUCUUGCUGUUGUUGGCUGGAGUGUCAUUGUGUGUGUUUGUGGAAGCAUUUUCAGGAAAAAACAAACAAAAGAAAGCUCAAGAUGUGGAAACGAGAAAAAAUGUGGAUGAUUAAACCACCUACUGAGCACCCAAAGGAGUCAAAAUACAGGCCUGUGCUGGAGAGUUUAGUCCCGCGUGACCCAAUGAGCAGGUUCAAUCUGAAAAGAGGUUCCCCUAAAGACGAGUUCCCGAACCUGGACAGAAACCACACCGUCAUGGGCCAGAUUCUCAACCUGCACAUGUAUACGCGACAGUUCAACCGGGCAACUGAAAGCGGGGUCAUUUUUGAUGAUAUCAUACGGCCCGGACUUGAGGAUCCGGGGCAGAGCACAGGAACAAAAGCAGUGGGCUGUUUAGCAGGAGAUGCUCAAUCAUAUAUCCUGUUCUGUGACUUCUUUGACCGUGUUAUUGAGUCUUACCACAGCUACAAGAUCACCAGUAAUGCUGUUCAAGAGAGCGACUUCAAUUAUGACAACCUGAAGGGUGGUGAUGACUUUGACCAGGCAUAUGCUUUGAGCUGUGAGGUGACUGCAAGCCGCAGCAUUGAGGAUUACAGCUUCCCCACGCACUGCAGCAGAGGAGAGCGCAGAGAGCUCCACACACUGGCCGAAAAAGUUUUAGAGCAGCUGGGUGAGGACUUGCCUGGGAAGCUUUACUCCAUAGAUGAACUCAGCCAUGAGAAUGAAGGCCGCAGCGUUGUGAUGGACUCUCCACCACUGUCUUUGAUAAAGAUCGGUGUGGCUCGUGACUGGCCUGAUUCACGGGCACUGUGGUUAAGUACGGACGGGACCCUGGCUAUUUGGGUGAACAUGGAAGACCAUCUGAAACUGGUGUCUUACAGAAGUGAUGCCUGCUUACAAGAGGCACUUAAAUCUAUCUGCGUCAAUGUGUUGAAGAUGGAGACACUUUAUAAGAAACUGAGACAUCCAUUUAUCUGGAAGCCUCACUUGGGUUGGGUGGUCAGCUCACCUGCAGAGGUUGGCACAGGCCUGAAGGCAAGCGUCACAGUAAGACUGCUGCAUGUCGCCGAGAACAAACGCCUGGAUGACAUCCUGGACAGACUACGACUUCAGAUGGAAGCAACCGGCUGUCCAGGCAUCUACAAAAUCAGCAACCUGCAGACCAUUGGUUUUAAUGAAGUCGAGCUGACCCAGCUAGUAGUGGAUGGAGUCAAACUUCUCAUCCGAAUGGAGAAAAGAUUGGAAAACAAUGGUGGCAUUGAUGACCUGGUACCUACACAGAAGUGAAGCAGCCAUCAGGAGGCUUUUUGGUUUAUGAGAACUUUUGGUCUGGACAUAAACAGUUCUGUUCUGGUCAACACUAUGACGAAAAAUGGACUUUGCAAAAGGUUUUGCGUUAUGUUCAUAAAUGCUAGUUGAGUAUUGAAUUCCAAAAAGGGUGAAUCUUAUGAAGAAAUGUCUAGAUUGUAUUUCACCCUACCCUACAUAAAGAAAAUGAAGUCUAUUUUAGGUCCAUCACACACACUUUUUUUUUUUUUUUAAAUGUCACAAUACAGGCUUAAUUUUCUUUCAAUUUGGAGCUGAAAUAUGAUCUAGGCGUUUCUUUGAAAAACUAAACUAACGUUAUAGAUUUUAACAGAUUUAUUUAACAGUCAGCCGCAUUUACU
Molecule: messenger RNA, 1697 nt
Organism: Labeo rohita (rohu)
Lineage: Eukaryota; Metazoa; Chordata; Actinopteri; Cypriniformes; Cyprinidae
Product: zgc:172076
Exons: 9
Coding region: 112-1317 (401 amino acids)
Biological process (GO): phosphocreatine biosynthetic process
Molecular function (GO): creatine kinase activity
Source: RefSeq, a predicted model, not a curated record